This is a messenger RNA of Rhinopithecus roxellana (golden snub-nosed monkey), 2374 nucleotides long. RefSeq names its product glutamine amidotransferase like class 1 domain containing 1 (gene GATD1). Bases 49 to 708 code for a protein of 219 amino acids. NCBI's taxonomy places the organism in Eukaryota, Metazoa, Chordata, Mammalia, Primates, Cercopithecidae. The record is from RefSeq and is a predicted model, not a curated record. The transcript has 7 exons.
CACGCACGCGCACGCACGCACGCGCAGACCCAGCGCCGAGCCCGCGCCAUGGCGUCGGAGCGGCUGCCUAGCCGGCCGGCCUGUCUGCUCGUGGCCAGCGGCGCCGCGGAAGGUGUGUCGGCCCAGUCCUUCCUCCACUGUUUCACAAUGGCCAGCACCGCCUUCAACCUGCAGGUGGCCACCCCUGGGGGGAAAGCCAUGGAAUUUGUGGAUGUGACUGAGAGCAAUGCACGCUGGGUGCAAGACUUCCGACUCAAGGCCUAUGCCAGCCCCGCCAAGCUCGAGUCCAUUGAUGGUGCCCGGUACCAUGCCCUCCUGAUCCCCAGCUGUCCUGGGGCCCUGACCGACCUGGCCAGCAGUGGCUCCCUGGCCCGUAUCCUGCAGCACUUCCACUCUGAGAGCAAGCCCAUCUGCGCCGUUGGCCACGGUGUUGCCGCCUUGUGCUGUGCCACCAACGAGGACAGAUCCUGGGUAUUCCACGGCUACAGCCUGACAGGGCCCUCUGUGUGUGAGCUCGUCAGGGCCCCCGGCUUCGCCCGCCUGCCGCUCGUGGUGGAGGACUUUGUGAAGGAUUCGGGCGCCUGCUUCAGUGCAAGCGAGCCUGACGCCGUGCACGUUGUGCUGGACCGCCACCUGGUCACGGGCCAGAAUGCCAGCUCCACUGUCCCGGCCGUGCAGAACCUGCUCUUCCUCUGUGGCAGCCGGUGAGGGCUGGGCACAUUCCUGCCAUAUCAGCAGAGCUGCACCCACUGCUUUUGCCCAAGCCCUGACCACACGUCUGUCCUGCAGGAAAUGAACCUGCUGGGUAGAUGCACCCCCGAGACAGCCCAGGUGUCUCCAGAGGCAGACAGCCCCAUCUCAGGCUUCAGGGACCCCACCUCUUCCCUCCUGACAAGGGCCGUGGAUGGCAGCCCGGUCUGGCCCUGAUGGGAUUGUUGGAGGCCUGGAAUCAGCUCAAGGGGGUGUCGGCUCUCCUGGAGGGUCUAAGCCCCCAUCCCCCUGCAUGUUCUCUGGUAGGAGGCAGAGAAGAGACCCCAGGUGCCCGGGGAGGUGUGCUAGCUGCCAGGUGGUCCUCGAGAACUCCAAGCCGGGUUUUCCAGGGAGGACUGGUUGCCAAGUGCGGUCACUGUUGACUAGACAGAGUCGGCUCGGGGGUCCUCUGUGGGGGCUUGCCCUGUCGUGGCCUGUCUGCCACCCACCACCUCUUUCACCGUUGGUGUGGCCCUUGAGGGGAGGACCCAGUCGGCGGGAGCUGGCUCAGAACUUCGGCCAAAGGUGAAUGGAAUAUUUUGGGAGCAGCAGCCUCCCGCCCCGAGGCUGACCGGCACUGGCACUACUUUCCUGUUGAAGUCUUCCUGGCAUGUGGUUUCAAAGUGUAAGCACCUCAGCGAUGCACCCUGUCCUGUCUAAGCAUCAAGAGGCAUGUUUAGUUGUGAAUAUGAGACCAUGAGAUUCUCAAUGAGAGGAAAGUGCUGUUCCCCACGGCCUUGCAGAGUGGCCUCGAGUACAGCGGCUGUCAAGAGCAGACAGUGGUCUGGCCUGCUGGGCACCUGGCCUGGGCCCUGGCCCUCCAGCGGGCUGCCUGCUAGCCCCAGCUUAGGGCCUCUAGGAGAAGCUUAGGCCCUCUUCUUCCUCACAGUUCCCCAGUUUGAGCCAUCGAAGGUCUUCCUCCUGCCCACCUCCCCAUCUCAGCCACAGCCAUUCCCAAGCACCAGGGUGGCUCCUGGUGCCAGUGACCUGCCAGGAGGCCUCUUGUGAUCAUAAAACCAUUCAGUUGGCUGGGCACGGUGGCUCACGCCUGUAAUUCCAGCACUUUGGGAGGCCAAGGUGGGCGCAUCAUCUGAUGUCAGGAGUUUGAGACCAGCCUGGCCAACAUGGUGAAACUAAAAUACAAAAAUUAGCUGGGCGUGGUGUCAGGCACCUGUAAUCCCAGCUACUUGGGAGGCUGAGACAUGAGAAUUGCUUGAACCUGGGAGGCGGAGGUUGCAGUGAACCAAGAUUGUGCCACUGCACUCCAACCUGGGCAACGAGUGAAACUCCGUCUCAAAAAUUAAUAAAGCCGUUCAAUAAGGAGAAUGCAGAAAAAAGUGGAAGAAGAAAGCACUGCAGCCACAUCCCCGCCCUGAAGGCCGCGUCCCUCCAGUGCCUCCCAGAUUAGUCAAGAUGCCCACUUAGCACUGACUGCAGGGCCUUGCUCUGUCCCGGGUCCACUCUCACCCCCAUGUGGUGAUGGACUUCUCUGGACGAGUACUUUAUGUCUUAUUUUAUUUAUUUACUUUUUGAGACAGAGUUUCUCCCUUGUCGCCCAGGCUGGAGUGCAGAGGCACAAUCCUGACUCACUGCAACCUCCGCCUCCCAGGUUCCAGCGAUCCUC